This is a messenger RNA of Bactrocera tryoni, 978 nucleotides long. Its product is annotated as alpha-tocopherol transfer protein-like. The record is from RefSeq and is a predicted model, not a curated record. Bases 25 to 963 code for a protein of 312 amino acids. NCBI's taxonomy places the organism in Eukaryota, Metazoa, Arthropoda, Insecta, Diptera, Tephritidae. Gene Ontology annotation, cellular component: membrane. Gene Ontology annotation, molecular function: phosphatidylinositol bisphosphate binding. The transcript is spliced from 3 exons.
GUAAUCACAAAAAAAGAGCAAACAAUGUCACAACUCGCUGUGAGACCACUAAGCGCACAACUUCAAGCUGCCGCAAUUAAAGAAUUGAAUGAGGUGCCCGAACGUGUGGCGGCCGACAUCGAGGCGCUGCGCACCUGGAUCCAACAACAGCCGCAUUUGCGCGCACGUGACGAUGAUCAAUUUUUGCUCUCCUUCCUGCGUGGUUGCAAAUUUAGUUUGGAGAAGGCCAAAACCAAAAUUGACAAAUUCUAUACGUUGCGCACCAAAUAUCCGGAAUUCUUCACCAUCAACGAUGUAGACGAAAAAAUGGUGCGCGAACUCAUAAAUACCGGCAUACUAGUAUAUUUGCCGACGCCGUUAAAUGAAAAUGGACCACGUAUUGCUGUGGUAACCCUGGGCACUUAUUCAGCUGACAAAUAUUCUAUAGAAGAUGUGGCGCGAACUAUGGAUGGCAUACAGGAGAUAUUUAUGCUCGAAGAUGACUAUGCCGUUGUCUAUGGCAUAACAACAAUAGUUGAUGUGAAAAAGGGUUCGACGGCGCAUCUAAUGCAAAUGACACCAUCGAGUAUGAAAAAAAUGACUGUUUUCUCGGAAGAGGCCUUGCCAUUUCGCACCAAGGCUACACAUUUUAUAAAUAUACCAAGCGGUUUCGAAGCAUUCUUUAAUGUGCUCAAACCUAUGCUGUCGAAGAAACAGCAAAAGCGACUUUCUCUGCAUGGCAAUAAAUUGGAUAAACUUUACGAGCACAUCCCUUUGAAAUAUUUGCCCAAAGAAUAUGGCGGUGAGAACGGUUCCAUUGCGGAGGGCAUCGCCGAGCUCAAUCAGAAACUCGAUGCGUACCGGGAAUACUUUAAGGCGAAUACGCAAUAUGGAACGGACGAAAAGCUUCGUCCUGGCAAACCACUCGAUUUCGAUCAAAUUUUUGGUGUGCAGGGUUCUUUUAGAAAGCUGGAAGUAGACUAAUCAAAUAUAUAAUGA